AUGUCUGCCCAGAACGACAGCCGUUAUGACCCCUACAUCCCUUCGGGAAACGCUAGCUCCGAUCCUUCGGGCGGCGGUGCCAACUUUUCCAACUCCAAGACGGCUCGUAUUCACUCCGAGAUCGAUAACACCAUCUCGAUCAUGCGCGACAACAUCAACAAGGUCAACGAGCGUGGCGAGAAUCUCAACAGCCUUCAGGACAAGACUGACAACCUCGCCGUAUCCGCCCAGGGCUUCAGACGAGGCGCCAACCGAGUCCGCAAGCAGAUGUGGUGGAAGGACAUGAAGAUGCGAAUUAUCAUCGCAAUCGGCAUCGUCAUCCUUCUCUGCGUUAUCAUCAUUCCCAUUGUCGUCAAGCACUGA
This is a messenger RNA of Mycosarcoma maydis (corn smut), 363 nucleotides long. Its product is annotated as putative SNAP receptor. The coding region runs from base 1 to 363 and encodes 120 amino acids. Gene Ontology annotation, biological process: vesicle-mediated transport; Golgi ribbon formation. The transcript is spliced from 6 exons. The record is from RefSeq and is a predicted model, not a curated record. Gene Ontology annotation, cellular component: membrane. Lineage: Eukaryota; Fungi; Basidiomycota; Ustilaginomycetes; Ustilaginales.